GUUUUCCGAGACAGAAAGAUGGGUUCCUGCGGAGAGAUGAUUUCAAAUGUUUUUGUUGUUGUUCUUGUUGUUGUUGCAUGCUUGCGCCCUGCGCAGGGCGAGGCGGGACGGCGGCUGACAAACUCCUGUGGACCGCCGUGUCGUGCCCAGGUUGCCGGGGUUAGCGGGGCGAGGUGGGUGGGUUCCAGGUUUGCUCAAGCAACUCUUUCCGGAAAGUUUGGCGGCGUUUCCCAAGAUCUAUGAUGCAAGUAUGUAUUUGGGAAAUUAAUUAAGACGGGAUAACUAA
Messenger RNA from Chaetomium fimeti, 286 nucleotides. RefSeq lists its product as uncharacterized. The coding region runs from base 19 to 243 and encodes 74 amino acids. The transcript has a single exon. The record is from RefSeq and is a predicted model, not a curated record. NCBI's taxonomy places the organism in Eukaryota, Fungi, Ascomycota, Sordariomycetes, Sordariales, Chaetomiaceae.